UGGGGGCGGGGCUCCGGCCGGAGGUGCUGGUUGUGGCGGCUCAUUCAUAAAUGCGGUGGCGAUUUUCGCUGUGGUUUGAGUGGACUGAGAGGCCAGAGGACUGCGGAGCGGAUUGUGCUUCAGAAGAUGGAGGACAAGUAUUUUCAGCGUAGGUCGCUGAGUGCAGUAAAGCAACAAGGGAAACAGCAGUCACUUGAUUUAAAAUUCCAUUAAAUCCGGUUUUGAUAAAGUGACACCAUCUGUCUUUCAGUUCGUCAGUCACAUUGAGUACUUUCAAGUGCCGAAUAGUGGCUACCAGAAUGGACAGCACAGGUCCAGGUGUUGGAAAUUAAUAGCAGUUCCAGCUUGUAUAUUAUUUAAAUAUAAUAGUGUCGUUGGACUAAAAUGUUCGUGAUGCCAGCCUCUUCAGAGUUAAACAGUGGGCAGAGCUUCCUAACCCAGUGGAUGACCAAUCCUUCUCGGGCUGGGGUCAUAUUAAAUCGUGGAUUUCCUAUUUUGGAAGCAGACGAAGAGCAGCGAGCAAGUGUGAACAUUUCUACCAGCUUUCCUGUUAAAGCCACGCAUUUUUCAGAUAGCUUCACCUUUGUAAGUGAAGAAGAUUCACUUCAUGAAGAACAGAAGUUGGACUCUAACAGCCCUUAUAAACUACAAUCAAAUAAGUCUGAAACACAUGCAGUGUUUCCUUUAACUAAAGAGGAACCACAAAUAGUGGCAUGUCAGGGUGCUCCUGGACACUGGGAAGAUAACAAAAAUGACAUUGUCUCAGAUCUUUCAAGUGAAUGCAAAGAAGUGCCUUAUAAAGACCCACUUUUUAAAAAGCUUGAACAGCUGAAAGAAGUACAACAGAAGAAGCAGGAACAGCUGAGGAGGCAGCAUUUCGAGCAACUACAGAGACUUCUGGAAGAACAAGAGAAGCUGCUCACUACUGUGUCUGGGCACCAACCACUCCCAGGUUUAACCCUACUGCCUGAUGGUCAGAGCCAGAAGUAUAGAUCUCCAGGAAAUUCAACCACUGUAGAGAAAACCUCGCCCUUCCUACCGUCACAUGUCUACCAGAAUCAAACCCAAGAAAAAACACACACUUCCAACAUUUUAUCUGAUGAACAAAACAACUUCUGUAGAACUACUCAUCCAGAUUUUGUCUUAACUGCAAAAACUGGUGCUCCUCUCACUUUGUUUUGUGAGGCACAAUAUCAAGAAGCACUUGUGAAAAACAAUGAUUUGAAGGAAGAAAACCAUGACUAUCCUAUAGGAGAAGGUGUUUCACCAUGUUGGGAGAAAGUGGCCGAACCUAUUCAGGAAGGGAAAGAUGUGAAUAUAAAAGAAAUUGGUGAUUCUUCAGAAGUGGCUAAUAUUGAAGAAAGGCCUAUUAAAGUUGCUAUCAGAGAGAGGAAACAGACAUUUGAAGACUACUUAGAAGAACAAAUUCGACUGGAAGAACAAGAAUUGAAACGAAAACAACUAAGGGAAGCAGAAGGAUCAUUGCCAAUCAAAGCAAAGCCAAAACAACCAUUCUUGAAACGAGGAGAAGGUUUAGCUAGAUUUACUAAUGCUAAAUCUAAGUCUCAGAAAGGGAGAGAAAGUAAACUAGUGCCUAAUCAGAGCAUUUCAGAGGACCAACCUGUGUUUAAAAUGGAUAGACAGCAAUUCCAGCGGAAAACUGCUCUAAUAAACAAAGAACUGUGUACAGAGAACCCUCCUGUUAAAAAGAACAGUAAAGCUAGGGCCAGCAGUGGUUUUGUCACACUUAGUCAGAAGCCAAAAGUGCUUAAGGGUAACAACAGGAAAAGUCUUUCUCCAUCAGGAUUGAAAAUACUGGCAGGGAAGAAAUGUGAUGGGCAAUUUAGAGACCAGAUCAAAUUAGAAAAAAAAGUUGAAUCUAAUAGUAGAGAAAUGCCCGAGUGUGCAAAACCUUGUGAUGUUGGUUGCAAAGUCUGGAAUAAGACACCAGGUAGAGACAGACUUCCUCUUUCAGCAGGGCUGGUCAGCUGCAUGGCUUCUAAGAGCCCAAUAAAUGAGACCUUGAAAAAGUCAGAAUCUUCUCUUGACAUUUCUCUUCAGAAAAAGUUAGAAAAGUGGGAACGAGAAAAGGAAAAGGAAAAUUUGGAGUUAGAUGAAUUUUUGUUUUUGGAGCAAGCUGCUGAUGAAAUAUCAUUUUCCAGUAAUUCUUCAUUUGUACUGAAAAUCUUAGAGAGGGACCAGCAGAUCUGCAAAGGGCACCGGCUGUCUUCCACCCCUGUCAAAGCCGUACAGCAGGGGAAGAUGGUGACACUGGAUCCCAUUCUUCAGUGUAACCACAAUGAGGCUCCAGACUGUACUGAACCUGAUAAUGUGUGUGAGUGUGAGGUCGCACCCAAACAGACUGAUUCAGUGUCCUCACCUGAAGCACAUAGGGAACAGUCUUGUAAAGUCAGUAGGAAAGCAUUCCAAACUAGCACUUCUGAAAAUCAGACUCGGUGGAAUGUAGGUGAUGACGAAGGUGCCAUGGACAGUGACAGUAGCACCGACUCUGAGGAACAACUUGAUGUUACCAUAAAACCAUCAACUGACGAUAAAGAGAGGGGUUUCAGCAGCAGAGAAGACAGUCCACAGGUCUGUGAUGGUAAGGGGCCUUUUAGGGACACUGGGAUGCAAGAAGAUCAAAGGAGAGAUGUUGAUUUAGAUUUGUCUGAUAAAGAUUACAGUAGUGAUGAGUCUAUCAUAAUAGAAAGCUUGAAAAACAAAGUUUCUGAGUCCUCAAGAAGACCCUCAUCUGUAAGUAUGAGUAAAAUUGACUUUGACGAUGAAAGAACUUGGACUGACCUUGAAGAGAAUUCAUUUAAACAUGAUGCUGUUCUUGGGACAGAGGUCACUAAUGGGACUCCUCAGACAGCCUAUCCUAAUAAGAGUGAAAUAUGUGUACCAGACAAAGCAAUAAAAAGGAAGGUCGCACCAGUCAAGAAGGGAGAAGACUUGAGGAAAUCCAGUAGGAGCACAAGCCCUCCUCCUACGUCAGAUCUCAUGAUGAAAUUCUUUCCUGCUUUGAAACUGAAACCCAAAUCAGAUUCACACUUGGGAAGUGAACCCAAGUUAAACCCAAGUCAAGACCAACCACCUGGUGACAGUGCUCGAUCUCAAGUUUUGAGAGAGAAAGUAACUGAAUUGGAAACAGAAAUAGAAAAAUUUAAAGCUGAGAACACAUCUUUAGCUAAACUUCGCAUUGAACGUGAAAGUGCCUUGGAAAAACUUAGGAGAGAAAUUACAGACUUUGAACAACAGAAAGCAAAAGAAUUGACUCGGAUAGAAGAGUUUAAAAAGGAGGAAAUGAGGAAGCUACAAAAGGAACGGAAAGUUUUUGAGAAGUAUACUACAGUUGCAAGAACUUUUCCAGAUAAAAAAGAACGUGAGGAAAUACAGGCUUUGAAACAGCAGAUAGCAGAUUUACAGGAAGAUUUGAAAAGAAAGGAAGCAAAAUGGUCAAGCACACAUGGCCGUCUUAGAAGCCAAAUAGAAAUGUUGGUCAGAGAGAACACAGACCUCAGGGAAGAAAUAAAAGUGAUGGAAAGAUUCCGAUUAGACGCCUGGAAGAAAGCAGAAGCUACAGAGAGCAACAUAAGGAUGGGUCCGUGUGUGACUGCCACAAAAAAAGAUGGAUCCAUGAAUUCAUCAGUUCGAUUACAAAAGAGUCAGAUUUCUUCAGGAACCCAGGUAGAAAAAUACAAGAAAAACCAUUUGCCAACACAAGGUAAUCCAUCUCGAAGAUCCAAGACUGUGCCUCCUCGUGACUUAGGCAAUUUGGAUAAGGGACAAACUGCCUCACCCAGGGAGCCCCCUGAAUCAGUGGACCUUUCAGAUCCCAAAUAUAAAAAGGAUGACAAAAAAGAGGAAAAAGAAGAAAUCCAGGGAGAAAUCAGUCAUCCUGAUGGAAAGAUAGAAAAGGUUUAUAAGAAUGGGUGCCAUGUUAUAUUGUUUCCAAAUGGAACUCGAAAAGAAGUGAGUGCAGAUGGGAAGACUGUCACCGUCACUUUCUUUAAUGGUGAUGUGAAGCAAGUCAUGCCAGAUGAGAGAGUGAUCUACUACUAUGCAUCUGCCCAGACCACUCACACUACUUACCCAGAAGGUCUAGAAGUCUUACAUUUCUCAAGUGGACAAAUAGAAAAACACUUCCCAAACGGGAGAAAAGAAAUCACGUUUCCUGACCAGACGAUCAAAAACCUAUUUCCCGAUGGACAAGAAGAAAGUAUUUUUCCAGAUGGUACAAUUGUAAGAGUACAAAGAGAUGGCAACAAAAUCAUAGAGUUUAAUAAUGGCCAAAGAGAACUACACACUGCCCAGUUCAAGAGACGGGAAUAUCCAGAUGGCACUGUUAAAACCGUAUAUACAAAUGGUCAUCAAGAAACAAAGUACACAUCUGGUCGAAUAAGAGUUAAAGACAAGGAUGGUAAUAUCCUAAUGGAUACAAAAUUGUAAUGAUCCUAUAUGUGACUCAUCAUGAAAUAACACUAACUUGAUUUUCUUCUCAAAAAAUGUACACUUCUUGUGGAUUCUGUGGUUUCAUUUAUAUAUAAGUGGAAGAGAUUAUGUUUGGAUUAUAAAAUAAAACAUCAUAGUUUUUUAUAUUCUUUGAAAUGUACAAGAACAGCUUUCAUUUUUAAUUCACCUGUCUUCUACAGUUGAAUGCAUGUCUAAGGAAAGAAAUAUUACUUUAUGAACUGUGUAGACUGUAAAAAUAAUGAGACUCUUACUUGUUGAAGAUGGUUAUAAAAACCAAGAAGUACAAGAAAUACAAUAGCACAGAUUUUUCAUGAGCACAUCAGCCACAGAACAAGACUUGCACAGAAAGUUUAGUCAAGGAAUAAGAGAAUGUCUCCAGUCAGAAUAUACUGUGUUCAAUUAGUACUAAAAUUAAAGCAUUUAUCUACUGUAGAGGUUCUUUAAUAUAAUGGAAUGGGAAGUUAAAACCAUGAAUAAAUAUAAAUAGGUCAAACAUCACAGGUAGAAGAGUUCAUUCUGUGAGUACAGAGCAUCACAGGAGAAAAGUUACAGUGAGGAUACGUAAGUGGUCAGAAUAGGACACUUGAGGAUGGAGGGCGUGUGAAAAAUAACUAGCUGGUGUUAACUGAACAACCACAGGUACCCUGAUGUUAUAACCUAUAAAACUGUAGGCUGACAGAAGCAAGAUGUCCUUGAAGGAAGGACAAGGCACCUGCAAGGCACUUACAUAAUAAUUACAGGUUGCUGUAGUCACUACAAUAACCUUAAAAAAGCUAAAUAUAUCAAUUCCAGAUGAUUUAAGAAAAGUUGCAAACUUCUCAAAUAAAGAGUUAUAUACAUCAUCUCAGGAUAGAGAAGGAUUUUUAAAUGAGGCACAGCGCAAACCUUAACAGCUUGAUGAAUGGUGUGUCUAAAGAUACCACAAAAAAGAAAAGAUAAGCCACAGACUAGAAGAUAUAUAUAUAUAUAUACACAUACUUGACAAAGGAUUAAUAUCCAGAAUAUGUAAAGAAUUCCUACAGAUAACAUAAUUACAAACAAAACAAAAAUGGACAAAGGAUAUGAAAAAGCAAACAAGUGACUACUAAACCAGUGAAUGCAUAUUGAAAUAAUAAGAUACCUUUUUAUGCUAGUAUCAUAUACUGGCCACACCACAUGUUGCCAAGGGACUCAGACUACUGAUGGUAGUAAAUGGAGUGAACCACCUUUUGGAGAACAAUCACCUCGUGACCUAGUAAAUUCCACUACUAAGUACAUAUACUAGAAAACCCGUAACAUGUACACAUAUUUGUAAUUGAGAAAAAACUGGCAACAGUCUAAAUAUCUAGCAACAGAAUUAUGUGCACAGAUAGAAGAAUAAAGUAAGUGAAUAAAGUAGAGCUCUGCAUACCAACAUGGAUAGAAGAAUAAAGAAGUGAAUAAAGUAGAGCUCUGCAUACCAACAUGGAUAAACAGUGCCAAUAGUGAGAAAAUUAAAGGUGCGAUAGUGCACGCAUUAAAAAAAUAUACACAGCCGUACUAUAUCUUGCUUAUGGAUGCAUUCAUAUGCAGCAAAAUAAGAACGUAAGAAUAAUAAACACCAGAAUCACAACAGUGUUCACCUCUUCAGGGAAGAGAAUGAUUGGGGAAGGUCACUAUAGGAGCUUCCAACUGUACUAAGAAGGUCUUACUUAAACUGAAUAUAUAUUCGUUAUAAAAUGAACUACAUUUUUUCAUAUUCCUAAAAUACUUGCUUUUGAAAUUAUUGUAAAAUAAAACCAGAAAAUACUUGAAAGCAA
Molecule: messenger RNA, 6251 nt
Organism: Prionailurus viverrinus (fishing cat)
Lineage: Eukaryota; Metazoa; Chordata; Mammalia; Carnivora; Felidae
Gene: CPAP
Product: centromere protein J
Exons: 18
Coding region: 385-4449 (1354 amino acids)
Biological process (GO): cilium assembly; centriole elongation
Cellular component (GO): centriole; nucleus; centrosome
Molecular function (GO): tubulin binding
Source: RefSeq, a predicted model, not a curated record